AAUUUCUGAUCCAACAGCUACAAAACCUGAUGAUUGGGAUGAAGAAGCUCCAAGACAAAUUGUUGACCCUGAUGCUAAAAAACCUGAUGGUUGGUUAGAUGAUGAACCAGAAUUAUUACCUGACCCUAAGGCAGAGAAACCCAUGGACUGGGAUGAUGAAAUGGACGGAGAAUGGGAAGCACCACUAAUAACUAACCCUAAAUGCGAAAAAGUCGGUUGUGGAAAAUGGAAGGCUCCUAUGAUUGAUAAUCCCAAAUACAAAGGAAAAUGGAGGGCACCUCUGAUUGAUAAUCCUAAUUAUAAGGGUAAAUGGAAGCCUAAAAGAAUUCCUAAUCCUCAUUAUUUUCAAGACAAACAUCCAUACAAAAUGACUCCUAUAGCAGCUGUUGGUUUUGAAUUGUGGUCAAUGGUAGAUGGUAUAAUGUUUGACAAUGUUAUCAUAACGGAUGAUCUGUAUGUUGCUGAACACUGGGCUGCCGAGACAUUUGAUUUGAAACGAGAGCUUGCUGACCGUGAAACUGAUAAUACCAUCACUCGCCUUUUCAAGUACACAAAUAAGAAUCCCUGGCUUUGGGCUGUUUACCUUGUAGUUAUAGGUCUUCCUGUUGUCCUUUUUAUUAGUUUUUGUUGUACUUCCUCUCGUUCCCCUGCCACUAUUGCUGCACAAAGGGAAUUGGAGAAUAAACGCAAAAUGUAUGCCGGUAAGGAGGGCCCGGCAGAUGAAAAGAUGAGAGAAGUUCCAAAAGAGGCUACGAUUACGGAGGUAAAGGAGGAGGAAGAAGAAGAGGAAGAGGUGGAAGAACCACCCGAGGAAGAAGUGGAAUUGCUUGAUAAUGAAGAAAAUGAGAGGAAAGAAAAAGAAGAUGAUGAUAGUACGAAAAAAGAUGAUAAAGAAAAUAGUGACGAAGAAGAACUAUUAGAAGAACAGGAUGCUUCUGCCUCUGGAGAUUUUCCCAGACGACGAAGACCCCGCAAAGAAUAGUUUUCAAAUAAAUUCAUUUUGGGCCAUGGGGAUCGAAAAAAUAAAAAAAAAGUAUUGAAAAAAAAAUCAAGUGCCUAGUCAAAAGUUUUAGCUAUUAGAUCUGAAUAUCUUUAUGUAUCUAGUAGGCUAAUAGAAGAUUGAAAAGAAGAUCCAUGGCAUCCAUUGCACGUUAGUGAGUGGGUUUUGCAUUAAAGUUUGAUGCAUGUGUGUAUGCUUACUGUAUCUGUGAACUUACUUUAAAAAGCUGUAUUACUGAUUUUGCGUGUGAAUGCAGUGUGAAAAAAUAUUCAAAAAAAAAUUUCCUCCACAAUUUAUACUUAAAUAGGGACUCGAAGUGGCGUGUCGAACCUUCAUGUCAAUAUAAUCAUUUCAUUUUACCAUCUGAUCUUAACUUUUAAGAUGGUUUUAGUGCAUAGUGUUUAGAUGACUACAUUUCUUACAUUUAACUUAUAAAUUAUAUCUCUGAAACACUGAUAUACAUUUAUUUCUUUUAUUUAUCAGGGUAUAUGAUUUGUUUUAGCCUUUUAUUUCAGUGAAACCUCUCGGUAACGACCACUCUCUGUUCCACAAUAAAAUGGAGGUUGGUCGUCCUGAGAGGUUACUUCCGUCGACUUAUCAAAGGUACGCGAUUUUUCGGUUUUUACUUUACUCACUGUCUUUUUCUUGGUGUGAAAAUGCCAUUUACGUUGGCAUCAUGAAAACAGAACCGAUGAAUUAAAUUGAGUUUUAAUAAAAAUUACUCCUACUGAUGUAAUUAUGUGCAAAAAGCAGAUUUACCAAUUAAUAAAUGAUAGAAGUAUUUUAAAUAAAUAAACAAUUAUGUUUUUUGUUUGAAUUUAAUUUCGUAUCAUAAAAAUUUACUUUAAAAACAAGAGGUUUGUUUGUUUGAGACACUUAGUUUUUUUUUUUUAAAUAACUUUUUUUUUCUAAUUUAACUUUAAAACUAAAUCGCUGUUUACACCGUUUUUAGCACACUCUGACUGUAACAUGAGGUUGUCAAUCUCUUUCA
Molecule: messenger RNA, 1991 nt
Organism: Parasteatoda tepidariorum (common house spider)
Lineage: Eukaryota; Metazoa; Arthropoda; Arachnida; Araneae; Theridiidae
Source: RefSeq, a predicted model, not a curated record